Messenger RNA from Anopheles maculipalpis, 981 nucleotides. RefSeq names its product retinaldehyde-binding protein 1-like. NCBI's taxonomy places the organism in Eukaryota, Metazoa, Arthropoda, Insecta, Diptera, Culicidae. The record is from RefSeq and is a predicted model, not a curated record. Gene Ontology annotation, molecular function: phosphatidylinositol bisphosphate binding. Gene Ontology annotation, cellular component: membrane. The transcript has 2 exons. Bases 1 to 981 code for a protein of 326 amino acids.
AUGGCUCCUAUCCUCGCUUCCUAUUCAGUUGAUAAGUGUCCCAAGGUGUACGAGGAGUACAAGUUCACCCUACCGGAUCUGUAUCGUGAACUGGCCAAAGAGGAACUUCGUGAGGAUGAGGUGGUUCGUGAGAAAGCCCUCGCAGAAAUGCGUCACUGGAUUGCGGAAAACCCGUACAUCUUCAAGUGUCGUACGGAUGCAAAGUUCUUGCUGCGCUUUCUCCGCUUCCGUCAGUUCUCCGUACCGCUGGCUUGCGAGGCACUGGAGCGCUAUCUGACCGUUCGGGAGCUGUAUCCGAGCUGGUUCAAGAACCUGGACUGUUCUGAACCGGUCAUGAAGGAAAUUUUUCACAACGGACCAUUCAUCUUGCUCGGUUGGGAUACGGCUGGACGAAUGGUGGGAUUUUCCCGGUUCGCUAGAUUCGACGGGCAGAGCCACAGUCCCUACCAGGAUGGUCGUUUUAUGGCGCUCGUUAUGGAGACGAUGCUGGAGAGCGAAGAGUUCCAGAUCGGUGGUUGUCAUGUUUUGAUCGACUUCCUAGAUAGCACCGUAAGAAAUUUCGAAAAAUGGAGUACGACCGAUUUGAAAAUCAUGAUGGAGGCGUACAGUCACUCGUACCCGGUACGCUACGGGGACAUUCAUGCGGCAGCGCUGCCAAAGUUUGCCGCACCCGUGAUCGAUACGUUCCUGUCGUUCGCGAAUCCGAAGAUGCGUGAGAAAAUCAAUUGCUAUUCUUCGACUGAGGAAAUUGAGAAAUAUUUCGAAACUCCACUAAAACCGGCAUUGUACGGUGGAACAGUGGAUUUGGAAGAAGCGAAUCGUGACCUGUGGAAGCGUUUCGAGGAACAGCGCGAAGUAGUGCUCGGACUUGAUCGUAUGGAGAUCGAUUUGGAUUACUACGCUUCUCGGUGGAACUUUGAAGGAAAUACACCGGAUGAGAUUGCAGCCGGCGCCAUGUUUAAUCGUCUAAACAUGGCCUAA